Messenger RNA from Neodiprion fabricii, 8309 nucleotides. Its product is annotated as RNA-binding protein fusilli. The coding region runs from base 1238 to 3658 and encodes 806 amino acids. Lineage: Eukaryota; Metazoa; Arthropoda; Insecta; Hymenoptera; Diprionidae. Gene Ontology annotation, cellular component: ribonucleoprotein complex; nucleoplasm. Gene Ontology annotation, molecular function: mRNA binding. Gene Ontology annotation, biological process: regulation of RNA splicing. The record is from RefSeq and is a predicted model, not a curated record. The transcript is spliced from 10 exons.
CCAUCGGCGCACGGAGUUGAAUAUCUGCGCACCUGGAUAAUAAAGCGAGGUUCGCCAGCAGGCAAGCAGGCCGGGCCAGUCAGGCAGGCGGGCAGGCGGGCAGGCAGAGGCGGCCACCUUUCCUUUCCCUUCGCUUACCUGCCUGGCAUUUUCACUGCGGGACAGCGGCAGCAGCUCGAGCCGAAAUCGCGUCGCCGCGCGCAACCGACGAACGCCGUACGAAUAAGUACAUCCUUCGAAGAACAAGAUAUUGUUGUACGCGUAAAGCGUACCUGCGCAGGUACGCGGUAUUAUAUAUAUAUGUGUGUAUAUACAGAGACGCAUAUAUAUAUAUGUAUAUAUGUAUAAAGAGAGAGAAACGUACUACUACCUGUGUUGGAAUUGUAUUUUAUUAAUGUACCUACGACCGCGUGUGGGACACGAUUUUACCGAUAUCCGAAAUCUUUUUUCAAUCGGUACGCGAACCGAGUUGGAAUACCUAUAAUUCAACCAAGAGUGAACAGUGAAACGAUUACAUCGGUGCAGUGGUGUCCCUUUGCUGCUGUUUACGGGUAUUUUACGUUAUGAAAUUACUUCGUACAUGUUUAUAACGAUACGCUAUAACCGUCUGAUAUAAAGGUAGAGAAGAAUUACGGACGAACGGUUCCGCCGUUCACGGGUCCGGUGAUUUCGAACGGUGUUCAAUAAUCGUGAUACUAACGAAUCAGGGAUAUAAAUCGACCGAUCAAGCUCGAGCGAUACUCGCGGUACGCGUGUGGGAAUAAAUUGAUAUUGUGAAACUGUAAUAACCACAGGUGAGAAGAAGAAAACAGCGUUGUUGGGAAGUGUUGCGUAUAACCUAACAACCACCGAAUUGAAGUACUCGACACCUGGUCUGCCUUUACACAGUGCGCGAGGCAGGUAUAUCUUCGUACAUAACCUUAAAUCGGAGACCGACUUCGAUUACGACGUGAUAUUAUGACGCCGUCUUGCCGUAUAUUGUGAAUUAUUCAGUGUUGAAAGUGCAGCCCGUUGGAUCAGGAUUCCGUUAUAAGAUUGGCUCUCUCUUUCUCUUCCUUCCUCUCUUCCUCCACCCUCGGCCCGCAUUCUCUUGUCAAAUACCAAACACAUAUGCAUUUGCCGACAACUUCCCACCACUUGUCACACUCCUAAUCCUGUAUUUUAAAAUUGGUGAGGGUGGUGCUAGUGUUGUUCUUUCACCGUGGUUACGGGCUGAUUCUGAUAUAGACGACCGGAAAUGCAGAUGAUGGCCGGAAGAGGGCCGACGCACCUGGUCGCCCUUUACGUGGCCACUGCCGGACAACAAGGAAACGCGCUCGGAUCCGACGAGGAGGAAAUCACGCUCCUCGUUUACGUCCUUAUCGACGCUCUCCAAAACAAGGUUAUGGGGAGGCAGCAGUACAUCGUUCGGCCCAUGGUGAUGGACAGCGGGGGCGUUGGAGUCACGGGCGAUAAUGGCGUGCAGGUUGCCGGUAGCAGCGGCGUCAUAAGCGAGACGGCCCUUGCUCAUGCACCAACCCUCACAGAGUCUAACCUCCGAGAACGCGGAAUCCCCUUGCACCAAGCCAUCAGACAGUUCGAGGGCUGGUGGUCGUCGUUGACGUGUGUCGCGGCCGGUAGUUCACCCCGCUUUGUAGUGGACGGACAGGCGCCUUUGCGGCAAUGCCUUCAUCCAGAAGCCUGCAACAAGGACCUCGACCUUCCCCCGCACUACACCGUCUUCCAUGACCUGCGCAAGGAGUUUGCCACUUGUUACUCAUCCCAGGAAGACCUUGCAGCCCUCAGCAUACAGGACAUGCUACAAUACUUUGGCCUGACACCGGACACGGAGAAUGAUUACCAUGUGAAGGAGGUUCAAGAUAUGGUGACUAUCAUUCAGAGGAUGAUUAAAGAUGGUCACACAUUUCUGAAUCCUGAAGUGGUCAAUCUUGUCCUGGAACCAGGCAUAUGUUCAAAAGACGAAGAGGUGGAUAAUAAUUGUGUUGUGAGAGCACGCGGCUUACCUUGGCAGUCCUCGGAUCAGGACAUUGCCAAAUUCUUCAGAGGGCUUAAUGUUGCCAAAGGCGGUGUUGCCCUGUGUUUGAGCGCACAGGGUAGGCGUAACGGGGAGGCAUUGGUGCGCCUAGUAAGCAAGGAGCACAGAGACAUGGCGCUCAAAAGGCACAAACACCACAUUGGGGCCAGAUAUAUUGAGGUAUACAAGGCUUCGGGUGAAGACUUUGUUGGUGUGGCAGGUGGUGCUAGCGGUGAAGCACACGCAUUUCUUUCACGCGGAGCCCAAGUUAUAGUUAGAAUGAGAGGGCUGCCCUAUGAUUGUACAGCCAAGCAAGUUUUGGAGUUUUUCCUAGCUGGCGAAAAUUCGUGUCAGGUACUAGACGGUGAGGAAGGUGUGCUAUUUGUGAAAAAACCUGAUGGAAGGGCGACUGGCGAUGCAUUUGUACUUUUUGCCAAAGAAGAAGAUGCCUCGAAGGCUCUCAGUAAACAUCGGGAUCUGAUCGGUAGCCGAUAUAUCGAACUCUUUCGAAGCACGACAGCCGAGGUUCAACAGGUACUGAAUAGAUCAAUGGAUCCAAAGACGUACGAGGCCCCAGCACCACUAUUGGCGACAAUUCCACAAGUCCCUCUUCUUCCGCAACACAUAAUCACCUCUGGAACACGUAAAGAUUGCGUGCGUCUGCGUGGUCUCCCAUACGAAGCACAAGUUGAACAUAUAUUGGAAUUUUUGGGUGAACAUGCAAAGAACAUAGUCUUCCAAGGAGUUCACAUGGUUUACAACUCUCAGGGCCAGCCAUCGGGCGAGGCUUUCAUCCAGAUGGACAGCGAAAGUUCUGCUUAUGCCUGCGCAUCGCAGCGUCACCAUCGUUAUAUGAUAUUUGGCAAGAAGCAACGUUACAUCGAAGUAUUUCAGUGCAGUGGCGAAGACAUGAAUCUGGUAUUGACAGGCGCUGUCGCACCACCACCUGCCAAAGCUCUACUAUCUCCCGGUACGUUGACGACACAUAGUCCUGCAACCCUGGCCCAUCCUCCUCCUCCAUCGACGGUGGCCCUGCCGAAUCACCACCAGCAAACUCCCCUGUGGGAUAUACAUGCCUUGGUCCAAGCUCAGGCUCAGGCCCAAGCUCAGGCCCAAGCGCAGGCUCAAGCUCAAGCUCAGGCUCAGGCUCAGGCUCAGGCUCAAGCUCAGGCGCAAGUUCAAGUCCAAGCGAUGAGAAAUCAAGAUUUAUGGUUAAUGGCUCUUGCCUCAAACCCACCUCCCAACUCAUCGUCAUCUCCCGCCUCUCCGACGUCGGCGGUAGCUAGUAAGGCAUUGGCGCUACCGCCACCACCACAAUCCCAAAUCUCCGCUUAUAACAUGGCCCCGCCGACAUUGCACGCCCAACCUCCCCCGGCUCCGUUCUUACUGUUCAACAUGCAACCCCGUUACCCAAUACUGCGAGCUCCACCCCAAGCACUGUUACCUCCGUUGGUACACACUAGCCAGUUAAAUCCGGCAGCUUUCAUGGGUCUGAAACGCUCCUGGGAAAACGCUUUUCCAGCCGAGAGUGCCAGCAAUCACGCAAAACGAGCUUGGCAAUCUCCGGCAACGUUUCAAAAUCCGCAGCAAGCGGCUGCUGCCUCAGGGCUGGCCUAUCCCGCUCAAUUCUAUCCACAAAUGUAAUGAAUACCAACCUCGACAGGCAGCUCCUGCGAUCAGCUAACGGAAUGAGUACUUCCUAUGGUUUCAGUUGUGGUAGGUUACGUAUUUAAUUAGCAAUCCCGAGUACGGAAAUGGCUAGAGAACAAGGAAAUAUUGUAAAUUGCCGGAACGUAGGAUGUACAAGUAGCGAAUUUCCGGGUAACUGUAGCAAAUAUUCCGCAAAAAAAUCAUUCGUCUGGUGCAAACGGACGUGGCUAAAAUUUUCAGCAACGUAUUAUUUAUGCGAUAUUUUUUAUACAAUAAUUAUACACAUAUAGCCGAGAUAAUUCUUAGAAAUGUAGCAGUUCUCACUAGGCACAGAGAGAGCUCGUGGAAAGUUUAGAUAUUUUUCUAUAUCUUUGUAUCAGUACCUGCAGUUCAAAAGAGCCUAAGUGUAGGUAGGGAUGGUAGCCGCUACUCAUAAUAUUCCAUAACGCGGACAAGGCUUACGGCAAAUUGAAUUGAAUCGGUUUAAUUGAUAUGCGUGUGUGUGGGUGUAUAUAUAUAUAUACAUACACACACACACACACAUAUAAAUAUACAAGUAAAUUUAUUCUAAAAUAUAUUAUAAGGUUAUGAUUGCGUAGAGGUAUGGGUAUUGGGAUCAUGUAUUGCAUAUGCUCGCCUAGAGAUGCAAUUUCCGUACAUCAUCACUUAUAUUUGAUAACUUUUACCCUUUUGGGAAUACUUAAGUUAAAUGACGCUCAGCAGAUAUUUAGGCGGGAGCAGUAAGACAAUUCUCAUUCCUAUAACAUAUAUAUAGAUUCACGGACAAUUGGGACACAUUUAACUGGACUUAUCAAUGACAAUAAUUAUUUGUUACGCGUGUCCUAUUUUUGAUAUAUACAUGUAUAUUAAUUAUUGCUGAUAUAUUGCCUGCUCGGGCAGACAUAUAAUAUAGAAAUACUAGGGACCAUUCAUAUAAUAUGCUGAUAGGUGUACAAUAUUUAUCGUUGUACAGAUUGACCAACGACAUUCCAAUGGAAAUCUUAAACUUUUUUUAAAUAUUUUUUUUUCAAUUUUCCUUUUACCAUUGCCAGCACCUAAGUGCCUUUUUCAUAGGUGAUAGAAAGUACUUACGUAAUGUUAGGAUCUAUCAGAUCAGAGCUAUUGUUGAUGAUGAUUAUUAUAUUUGUACCUUCGAAGAGAUAGAUUGUAGGAAACUAUUAACUCUAGGUAGGCACCAUGAUUCGCUCUCAAAUCAAGAUUUAAUAAUGUCUUGUAAUAUGUAUAUAGAUGUAGUAACAAUAUUAUUAUUUCAAGUAUAGUAUGAUGCGGUGGUUUGUGACAGCCCUUCGAAUCAAAUCUUUGUACAAAUUCGACCUUUCAACAACAUUUAACAAAAGUUCAAGUUCCGAAUUGGUAUAAGCGAGCCUUAAUAAACACCGAACGUGGUCUGCAAUAUUCUCAUCUCGUUCAUUUCUAUAAAGUUGCAAGUAAAAUAAGUGAUAAUCAGACUUUUGACAUUCUUCCAUGCGGACCUAUUUUCUACAUAUUAUUAUGAUUAGGUGUUAGGAAUAGUUAUUCCAUCCAAUAUAAUGUAAUAAUUCUUAAUCUUAGCAUAGCCCUUUUUUCAUUCUACGAGACUGUUUUAUUCUCACAAGUUUUUUGCACCUUCGAUUCUCCAUUGUACCAUUGAAUUAGUCUCAUUCGAACGUUAAUUUUGGAUUCCGAUAUGAUUCUACAACUCCUAUGCGAGAGUUCUAUUCUGAACAGUUCCAAAUAGGAUCAACUGGGAUAAACUGAUAGAUAGGCACUGCAAUUUUUUGUCAUAUAUCCAGCAAUUGUGGUAAGAGAAAAGUGGUGUUAAUAGAAACACAGUGGCAAUAUAAACUGUUGACAAUUCUAAUCCAGAUUGUUCAUUUUAAGCUUUUUACGAUCAAUGCUUUGUUCUUAGUCGCAGGUAGGGGCCGCAGGUAACUUCCAAUGACCCCCCUCCCUCCCCCUGUUCCUUAUUCCCUCUCAGCCAAUAUUCAGCACUUUUUUCAUCGAGAUCUUGUACUUAACUCGGUGUUGGGAAAUCCAAUUUCUUCCACUUUCCCCAUUGAUUGAUAAUUAAUAACCAAUGUUAGAGAUAUUUUGCAGCUGUUAUGCACUCAGAAUUGUUACAUUUUUUUUCUUAGAGAGUUGUAUAAAUUUUAUAUGAGCAGCCUUUUGCUAAAACUAUAAAAAAUGAUUACCCCGAUAUCAUUAUAAUUUUUUUGCUCAUGCAUAUGAUCAUGUUUAACUUGCAUGACCGAAAAAUAUGUAAUCCCUGGCGUUGCAGCAAGUUACACUGGUAUUUUAUUUUAUUUAUUUCUCUACAGCUCGUUUUUUAUUAACAAUGAGACUUAUAAAAUAAUCAUUUGCAUAUGGCGUCACACAUCAGUACAUGCUGAUAUACAUUUACUGUAUCAUGUAUGUAUUUAUUUUUUUAUUUUCCGGCAGUUUCAGCAGAUCUAUGGUAUAUUGACUUUUAUGCAAAUUUUGUUACUUAUAUACUUCCAAAAUUUUUAUUUAUUUUUCAUAAAUCCUUGGAGUCAUGGUAGUUGUUAAAUUUUACGUUAAGUAGUGUGAACAGAGUUUUGUUUGCCGAGCAACGUUCGUCAUAAACAUCUUGCUUCUGAUGGAAAAAUACGACAUUUAUUUUCUAAAAGUUUAAUAGACAACAAGUAGUGUUUGUAAAUAUUUUUUGUGCUAAUCUAAUCAAGAAACAAUUUACAGGGUAUCGAGAUAUUUAUUACGACGUUCACGGCAUAGUGCGAGAAUCAAGUAUAUGCCAAUUGUUCGCUGAAUAUCUUUCGUCGGCAAGGAAAUACUUGUUCCUCCCGCUUGAAUAGUAUAAACAACAUAAAUCUAACGAUAACGGCUAUAAUUCAAGGUAGAACAAGACUACUUGGGUAUGACAUGUGUAGCAAGUGAAUGUAAAUUUAUUCUCUCUGUUAUCAACCCAGUUAUGUUACAUAUUUUAUUACAUGCAUACAGUCGUCGGUUCUAUCUUGCAUUGCCUAAGAGUGCCUCUUGAAAAUUCUGACAACAACUUGACGACAUGGUAUGGGCAAAUUUUUUCGCAAAUGCUGCAUCAGCAGAUACUCAAGUGUAGCGUACAUUACAUCACUAAUCUCAUAGUUGCAACGAUUAUCGUUUCAAUUGAAAGGUUCGCGAGUCGAAAGACAAAUACUUGAAUAUAUAUCACGUGGUUGUCAACAUCUCGAUACAGAAAUAACAAUCAAUGUAUCGAGAAAUUACCAAAGUAGAAUACUGCGUACUUUAUGUUGCUGCAAAAGAAUGACAAAGCUUGCAUUUGAUAUUUAUCGGGUAACCGUCUUCCAUCAAUUCCUGAUGUGCCAGAAUUUUCGAGAGAGAUGUACACACUACAUUGCAUUAUAAUGUUGGCUUUCGCUGGAUUCACAAACAAUCAUGGGCAGAGACAAUUAUUUUCUAUUAUCCCUGUACUAACCGAUGCUAUACAUAUUGGACCGUGACUUGUGCUGGAUGUGUUGUUUGGUGUUCUGGAUGGCUAACCUGGUGACUGAUAGUUAUGUGUAUCGUUAAUUAUUAUAUUGCAUAUAGUUAUCUGCAUUAAUUAUUAUCACUAUAUAGCACUUGAUGUCUUAUGAAUAUCGAGCGGUAUUAAACGCUCCGGUAUUGGGCCAUAUAGGACAUAUUUUAGAGGGUUUCUUUCCGAUCUUUUUUUUUUCUAUCCACCUUAUUUCCUGUUUAGUUUUCUCUCUUCCAAAUCGUGUAAAUCCUUGAUUACAUUUAUUCAACAAAUAAUUAAUUUAUGAUCCCAAGUUAUCAAUAGGUAAUGUCAGUCGUUGAUUUAUAUGAUCGUUUUUUUCACAUUACGCCCACUACGAUUCGGAAUACAAAACAACGCGACUAUGGUCACUUUGAAGAGAACUGAUGUUUGAAGAUACUGCAAAGUCUUGUAUUCAUUUUUCAGUAUGUUUAUUUCAUCCUUCAUCUUUGGAAAAGGAUGUAAUAUACAUUAACGCGAAUUACAUUUUGAAUGCUACAUAUGUUCAAGCAAAUUUAACGAUUAGUAAAACUGCAGUUGAUGGACAAAUCUCAUUGAGGCAUGGAAUUCGGUAUUUCACUUACAAUUAGAACCUGUAGCAAGUUUAGCCAUCUCCUUUUUCCGAUACUUCAACCAUUUAUUCGAAUGACACGAGUCUUGACAUAGGAUUGGAAAACGUGCCAAUGAACUCACACUAAGACAGGAAUAGAUCUUAUUAAAUUAUACAUCGAUAUUCGCGACUGUUGAAUGGAUAUAUUAUUCAAUUAAGUUGCAGCGUGUAUUUACGAGCUCUUUGUAUCUCUUCAUCCCUUAACAACCUUUUCCCUUUUCCAUCUCCACCGAACUCAUUCGUUCUCAAAAAUUUGUUGAAACUAAACGGUUUCAGCAGUAGAUAACUUACAGAAUUUACUUACAUGCUUCUGCCUUUUUUUUGAACUAGCGAAAGCUAACACACAUGGUUAAGUGAUUGGCAUAAAGAUAAAAUUUAUCAAUUCAAUAAUGGAGCAUUUUACACCAAUUCUAGCAAUACUGGGACUUAGGACUAUUUAUCGCUGUAUACUCUCUGUAUGUCGAUCAUUAUAUUAAUAUUAAUAAUCAUGUUAUUAAUAAAUGUACUCGUGUCUCGUGGAUAUA